Malassezia pachydermatis is the source of this 1923-nucleotide messenger RNA. RefSeq names its product mfs general substrate transporter. The record is from RefSeq and is a predicted model, not a curated record. Bases 1 to 1923 code for a protein of 640 amino acids. Gene Ontology annotation, cellular component: membrane. Gene Ontology annotation, molecular function: transmembrane transporter activity. NCBI's taxonomy places the organism in Eukaryota, Fungi, Basidiomycota, Malasseziomycetes, Malasseziales, Malasseziaceae. Gene Ontology annotation, biological process: transmembrane transport. The transcript has a single exon.
AUGGGCGAGGAUGGUGUGGCUGGCCGGCUGCAUGAAGGCGAGGACGUGCCCCAUAUGCCGCACAUGAGCUCGCAACUCCCUGGGGCUGAUUACGUCCCUGUGGAUAUGACAGAGGGCGAGGAGGCUGAGCAUGGCACGGAAGAAGCCAUGUAUGAAGUGGAUGAAUUGGCAUGGCUACGCACGUUGCCACCAUGGCGACGUCCACGUCCAUUGUGGUUGCUGCCGAUAGUGCUCUUCUUUUCUGUGGCUACAGGUAUUAUUAUCGCACCACGUAUGGAGUUGAUGCUUUCCAUUACGUGCGAAUCGAUGGGCGUGAGCACGACGCCGCGAAGCACUGGUAGCUUGUCGUUGGCCAAGGUCCCCUCCACCGAGUGCCGCCGCUCUGUGCCAGCACAGAGUCAGCUCGCUAUGCUGCAAUUGCAGAUGCUUGUGGCGGCAGGUAUUGGCUCGGCCCUUACGACAGGUCUUUGGUCGCGUCUGUCAGAUCGACAUGGCCGCAAGACCAUCCUAUCGCUGGCCAUCAGCGGCGCCGUAAUCAAUUGCGGCCUCACUGUGCUGGUCGCCAUUGUGCCUGUGACAAGCCUGCCGUUCGGUCCGCAGACGCUGAUUUUUGGCAGCGUCAUUGAGGGAUUGUUUGGGUCCACAGGUACGGUGACCGCUAUGGCGCAAUCCUACCUGACAGACGUCACGUUUGCCGGCACACGUUCCAAGCUGUUUGCGCUCAUGACUGGAUCACUAUUCGCUGGUAUUGCCAUUGGGCCCACCAUGGGUGGUAUCCUAACCUCUGUGACAGGCUCGCUAGUCACUUCGCUGCUCUCUGCUCUAAGUAUAUAUGCCUUGAUUAUCGUCGUCUCGCCGAUUAUACCCGAGAGUCUGCGACCAGACGUACGCCGCCAAGCUGUGGAAGAACAUGAAGCGGCCGUGCAGGCAGCGGGGCCCGGCUUUUCUGGAUGGCGACAACGUGUUUCGACGGCCCUCUCCACGUCGUUCCAAAGCUUGUAUUUCUUGCUACCCAAACGCCGCACUGACUACUCCUUGGUCGAAUCGCAGUCCACACAACGCAUGGGAGAUCAAGCUUAUCAGCCUGGCUGGGAUACCAACUUGUUCUUCCUUUCUAUUGCUUACGCUACAGAGACGGCAUGCAUUGCGGUAGUGCCACUCAAAAUACAGUACGUGCAGUUGAUCUUUGGAUGGAACUCCCGCGAGGUUGGCUACUUUUUAAGCUACACCGCUGUGACGCGCAUGCUUACACUCACGUUGGUGAUGCCUUUGUUGGUAAAGCUGCUGCAUCACAUGCCCAAAUCCAUUGUUCUUCCACAAGACAGCGCUUACCUUGCGUCAGAAAAUAUCCAUGACCUUCUGGACGACCGCGGAUGCUCGCGUGAUGCGCCUUUGCCGUCGCAAUGGUCGGCGGCCGAUGUCAAGCUGGAAAAGAAGUGGCGCGAGCGCGAAAAGCAGCUUCGGCUUAUUCACGAUAGCCAGAUGGAUAUGCGCAUAGCUCUGGGCUCAGCUGCGCUGACAGCCUUUGCUGCGAUUAUCACGGCCCAUGCGACCACCACUACUGUGUUCCUGUUGGGCGUUGUGCUCACAUCACUGGGCGGCGGUAUCGGCUCGGCCAUCAGCUCGCUGGGCAUGGCCGUGAACCCCCGAACGGAUGGAGCAGGCCGCCUUUUCGGUGCAUGGGCCGUCCUGAGCACAUUGGCUGGAUCCAUUGUCGGUCCCUUUUUGUUCUCGCUGGUGUUCAGUUAUUAUGUAUCUACGGCGCCGUACCUCGUGUUCUACGUGGUAGCUCUACUUCAAGCCAUUGUGAUUCUGUGCUUGUUCAAUGUACACCUCCGCAAGUACGAAUCGCUAGACGGACUAGCCCCACGUCCUUCUCCUGUGGCCCAUCCGCUCGGCAGCAAUGGCACGGACCCUCUAUAG